Messenger RNA from Puccinia triticina, 828 nucleotides. RefSeq lists its product as uncharacterized. Gene Ontology annotation, biological process: regulation of pentose-phosphate shunt; negative regulation of programmed cell death; negative regulation of glycolytic process. Lineage: Eukaryota; Fungi; Basidiomycota; Pucciniomycetes; Pucciniales; Pucciniaceae. The record is from RefSeq and is a predicted model, not a curated record. The coding region runs from base 1 to 828 and encodes 275 amino acids. Gene Ontology annotation, molecular function: fructose-2,6-bisphosphate 2-phosphatase activity. Gene Ontology annotation, cellular component: cytosol. The transcript is spliced from 2 exons.
AUGUCCCUCCGGCCACUCACCCUCACCCUCGUCAGGCACGGCGAAUCCACCGACAACAUCAUCAACAUCUGGGCCGGCCAUCGCGAUGCCACACUCACCAACUUCGGACACGCUCAGGCCCAGAGACUAGGCGCAUCAUUCAAGGACCAAGACUUCCACCGCAUAUUUUGUUCGGACCUCAAACGCGCUCACUUGACCGCCAACCAGAUCCGGCUACAAAACCGGAAGAAUCCAGUCCAGACCAACGGCCAGGAUGCUGAUCAGGUCCGGUUAAAGAGGAGCGAGCUGGUGGUCCUGCCACUGCUACGAGAGCAAAACUUCGGAGAGGCCGAAGGCGAGAGAUGGGAUAGUGGAAGAUGCACCUACGAAGGAUUCUAUUCAGACAAAUCACUCAAGUUCAAGGAUGGCGAGAGCAGGGAUGACGUCUAUCGAAGGGCGGCUCAGUUCCACAAGGAAGUCAUCAUCCCCGAAUGGCUCUCGAUCCUCAAAGACCAAGGAACCACCUCAGAUGAUGACCAGGAGGUCCACUUCUGCAUCGUCUCUCACGGCAUCUUCCUCACCGAGCUCAUCACCUACCUCAAGACUCUCGCCAGUCCCGACCAGGAACCUACAAAUCCAGAGCAUUUCUCAAACACCGGUUGGGAACGAAUCAAGCUCACCUGGGAUUUCAUAGAGCAGCAACCGGUGGAACUCGUCCGCUUACAGAAAAUCGCCUCAAACGUCACCGCCCAUCUCGCCGGUCUCAAACGCCAACCCGGUGGGAUCGGAAGCGCGCCUUGGGACCCCAGCCAAUCUAAACUUGAUUCAUUUUUCUCCAAAGACUCGUAA